CCCCUCCCCAGCGGGCUGAGCUCCCGGACCCUCCUCCCCGCUAAUCCCCGGGGGGCCAGCGCCCCGGCCGGCUGGGCUCUUGUCCCGCCGCCGCCCCGCCGGGCUCUUCUCUCGCUCCCCAUGGAAGCCGACGGCUACCGCUGCCGGAGCAGCCGCGCCCUCGAGGGCGGCGAGUCGGCGCUGCCCAGCUCGCUGCUCUUCGGCGCCGGGCUGCUGGGGAACCUGCUCGCCCUCUUCCUGCUGGGCCAGCGGCGGCUGCGGCGCGGGCGGCCCCCGCCGGCCUCCGCCUUCUACCUGCUGGUGAGCGGGCUGGCGGUCACCGACCUGCUGGGCAAAUGCCUGCUCAGCCCCAUGGUGCUGGUGGCCUACGCCCGCAACCGGAGCCUGAGCGAGCUGUGGCCGGCGGGGGCCGCCGCCGGGGGGCCGCCGGGCCGCCUCUGCCAGCUCUUCGCCUUCCUCAUGGCCUUCUUCGGGCUGGCGCCCACGCUGCUGCUGCUGACCAUGGCCCUGGAGUGCUGGCUCUCGCUGGCCCACCCCUACUUCUACCGGCGCCACCUGCCGCGCCGCCGGGCCGCCGCCCUGCUGGCCCCGGCCGCCGCCGCCGCCGCCGCCCUGUGCGCCCUCUUCUGCGCCCUGCCGCUGCUGGGCUUCGGCGCCACCGUGCAGUACUGCCCGGGCACCUGGUGCUUCAUCCGCAUGGCCGGCGGCGCCGCCCCGGCGCGGGGCUACUCCGUGCUCUACGCCAGCCUGCUGGGCGCGCUGGGGCUGGCCAUCGGGCUCUGCAACCUGGCCAGCAUGCGCAGCCUCUACCGCAUGGCCCGCCGGCCCCACCGCCGCAGCGGCCCGCCCGCCGGCCGGGCCCCCGCCGCGCCGCGCAUGGAGGAGCUGGAUCACCUCGUCCUGCUGGCCCUCAUGACCGUCCUCUUCAGCGUCUGCUCCCUGCCCCUCAUCGUCCGGGCUUAUGUCGGAGCCUUUGCCGCUGACUUUAAUGAAAAGGCAGACCUUACGGCCCUGAGGUUUCUAUCUGUGAAUUCCAUUGUGGACCCCUGGGUGUUCAUCAUUUUCAGGACAUCAGUUUUUCGCAAGUUCCUUCAUAGGGUUUGCAGAAGACUGAACUCUAAAAAAGCCACAACGCCUCGGCUUCUAUGACCUCGACACCGAAGCUGCCGCGGUGAAGAGCAUUCUGCUAUCUUUGGUAACUCGACUCGAAGGAAUAUUGUUCCAGGAAUUGUUUACCAAAUCAAACCGAUCUCACUAAUGAUGCCAAAUGUUGUGGAUCGGUGGAUCUGCUAUAAACACGGUAAGAAAAUACAGAAAUGUAUUCCGGGGAAGGUCAAGGGCCUUAGCCGUUCUGCUGUGGACAUGUACAGAGAAGAGGCAUUCCUCCGUUAUUGCAUUUUUGCCUUUCCUGUUACAGACUGGAACUGAAAGUUUGUGGCCAUGUGAGUAACAGUGAAUCUCAUGAAGUGACAGCGCUCUGCUUCCCAGAGAACUUGGUAAAAAUCAAGUUUGUGGUAUCAAGUGCUGCUCUCUGAGUAUGGCCCCGAUCCAGCAAGCCACACUGCGUGGGUGGGCCCUGUUGCCUUUGGGGGUUUCCCAUUGAUUUCAGCAGGCUGCCGGCGGACAGACGCAUCUACUCACAGGGAUCUGCUGAGAGGAUCAAAGCCUAAAUCAGGAGUCACCAAAGUCUGAUAAGGGAAAAUAAAACUCUUCCUUUUGCAAAUAAAUCAAAGCAGUGCACAGUGUCAUGUAGCUGCCUCCCCACCCCAAUAAAUCUAUCUUGUCAUCCAGUAGCCAGAUGGUAUCAAAUGCACAGUACUUACAGCAUCAGACCCAGCAGCAAUGAUUCAGUGGGCUUGUCUUCAUUGUAGAGUCAGCUCCAGGUAUAACUCGAGGGCAGCCCUGAACUCAACUCCACGCGCACACAGAAACCUCUAGCCUGAGUGCUCAAACACGAGCUAGCUGGCUAGGCAGGGCUGGGUGGCCUGACCCUCCACUGCUGCUCCCAUUCAAGCUAGGAAUGCAGUGGGGAUUAAGCUAUUUUGUGCUGCUAAUACAAAGGCUCGGUGGUGCUGGAGUGAUGCCACACUCCUCGUUGUUCUGCAGCGUGACGGCUCUCGCUGGGGCUGGUAGGUAACGCUCUGCAGUGAAGACAAGCCCUGCCCUAGAUUUGCACAGAGAACUCUUUCUGGUGUUAGAGACAAGGGGGGUUCUGUGUGCAGAACUACUGCAGGACACGGCCCGAAGGGAACCUGCAGAGAUCUACCCACGGGUGUAACUUUACUCUUCUGAGUAGUCCGUGAAUAAAGUUAUGCAGGGGGGUAAAUCUUUGUCAGGUUGGGUCUUAAGACAGUAAACAGGCUUGCAGUGGAGUAAUGCAUUUACAUUUAUAUGCUACAACCAUUCAAGUGCUUUAACUAUUCAUUGGGGACAAACAAGGGCUAAAAAAUGUAUCUUAGAAAGCAACAUCCUGUUGCAUUGUAUGGUUUGUUCAAUAAAUUAUUCUUUAGCCAGCA
Messenger RNA from Caretta caretta (loggerhead turtle), 2516 nucleotides. Its product is annotated as prostaglandin D2 receptor. The record is from RefSeq and is a predicted model, not a curated record. Gene Ontology annotation, molecular function: prostaglandin D receptor activity. Gene Ontology annotation, biological process: positive regulation of cytosolic calcium ion concentration; G protein-coupled receptor signaling pathway; inflammatory response. NCBI's taxonomy places the organism in Eukaryota, Metazoa, Chordata, Testudines, Cheloniidae. Gene Ontology annotation, cellular component: plasma membrane.